AUGGACACCAUUGAGCCUCGUGACCUUCACACGCCCAGCCCGUAUGUUUUUGCUUACUCGCAAGCCAUCGACCGACAGUACAGUACCCGAGAGCAGUGCUGUGAUUCAGAGCCCAAGACAGCCGAGAUGAGUGAUCCAUGGGUCAGUUUCUCCGUUUUAAAGGAGAAGAAGAAGAAGAAAAAAGGAAAGAAGCACAAGGCCGACGAGGAGCUGGUGCAGAACCAAUUUUGCCACUUCUUUAUACCACAAACAAAGUCCGAUAGUGACAUCUCUCCAGAAGAAAGAGGAUUGAUGCUUUUCCACACAGCUAGCAGCUUGUUCGAGUGGUUUUAUAUGCCUCAGAAUACCAGUACUGCCUCUACUCUCCUGGUUGGCCUCCUAGACGGCAUCUUCCGUAUUGCUCCCAUGUCUUACAUCCCGGCCAGACAACAGGUCCUCGCCCUUCGGUCUUUUAAGAACGCAUUUGAUGGGAACAUCAUGGCGGACCGCUCUCUCCGACGCUUUCCCAAGCUGAAGAAAAUCACCCCAGCCGGAGACAAGCAGGAAGACGAUGCCGUGCCUCACGCAAAUCAAAUCAUUCCAUUCAUUAUGGCGCGGCUCAGAAGGGCUGGCUUGCGUCCGGCAGGCUACAUUUCUCGCCACGCACAACCCGAAACUGGCUUUACAUCAAGUCUUUUCGUUACUGGCGGUCCAGGCCGGAAGGGGAAACGAGAAGCUCCCCUGAGCUUGGUGUUGCGGCUCACACGGAAGAAAGACCCACACUACCGGGGUUCUCAGGACAUGAUCGUCACCAUUAACGGAUUGGGAGUGACGAUAGGUGAUCUCAUUGCCCUUCCUCCCUCAGACGAUUCCCAAGCCCCCACAGUCGACGCUUGCGUCAAGGAUAUUAUCAUUCUACAGAGGGGGGAACCAAAAGACCUUAGGAAGCCCGACUUCUUGUGA
This is a messenger RNA of Diaporthe amygdali, 942 nucleotides long. RefSeq lists its product as uncharacterized. The transcript is spliced from 2 exons. The record is from RefSeq and is a predicted model, not a curated record. The coding region runs from base 1 to 942 and encodes 313 amino acids. Lineage: Eukaryota; Fungi; Ascomycota; Sordariomycetes; Diaporthales; Diaporthaceae.